Messenger RNA from Phaethon lepturus (White-tailed tropicbird), 2288 nucleotides. It is a transcript of the gene SLC34A2, whose product is annotated as solute carrier family 34 (type II sodium/phosphate contransporter), member 2. NCBI's taxonomy places the organism in Eukaryota, Metazoa, Chordata, Aves, Phaethontiformes, Phaethontidae. The record is from RefSeq and is a predicted model, not a curated record. Gene Ontology annotation, molecular function: sodium:phosphate symporter activity. The transcript is spliced from 13 exons. Bases 1 to 2136 code for a protein of 711 amino acids. Gene Ontology annotation, cellular component: apical plasma membrane; vesicle; brush border. Gene Ontology annotation, biological process: intracellular phosphate ion homeostasis; sodium-dependent phosphate transport.
AUGAAAGCAAACUUUGCUCAACACCUGUCUAUAUAUAUUGCAGGUUUCAGUGGCUGCCCAGUUGAUCCGUUCGCUCUGUUGUCUGGGAAUAAAGAGGUGUCGCAGAUCAUGGCUCCCUGGCCUGAGGUGGAAAAGCCUGAAACCAAUAACUAUAUUGGGGACUCUUCCAAACAAAACCAGAACAUGGCUGGGAAAGAAGGAGAAAAUUACAAAGGCAAUGUGGCUUCACUUGGAAAUAAAGGGGAAAUUCAACCUGCAUUUUCCACAAUAGCCUUGAUAGAUGAGACAAGGCCAGAAGAAGGUGACCCAUGGGCUCUGCCAGAACUGCAGGACACUGGGGUCAAGUGGUCAGAAUUGGAUAGAAAAGGAAAAAUCAUUCGUGUACUCUAUGGGAUAGGGAAGUUUAUUAUGCUACUUGGAUUACUCUACUUGUUCGUGUGUUCUCUGGAUGUACUGAGCUCUGCUUUUCAACUGGUAGGAGGUAAAGCGGCAGGGGACAUUUUUCAAGAUGAUUCAGUGCUGUCUAAUCCUGUUGCGGGAUUGGUGAUUGGAGUUCUGGUGACCGUUAUGGUCCAGAGCUCCAGCACUUCUUCAUCCAUUGUGGUCAGCAUGGUGUCCUCCACACUGCUGACUGUUCAAUCAGCUAUUCCUAUCAUAAUGGGGGCAAACAUUGGCACCUCAGUUACAAACACGAUUGUGGCACUCAUGCAAGCUGGGGACAGGAAUGAAUUUAGAAGGGCCUUUGCUGGGGCAACAAUCCAUGAUUUCUUUAACUGGCUCGCUGUGUUUGCGCUGUUGCCCAUUGAAGUUAUUUCUGGGUAUCUUUACCAUCUCACCAAUGCUAUAGUUGAGUCCUUUCAUCUUGAAAGUGGUGACGAUGCCCCUGAGCUACUAAAAGUUAUCACAGACCCCUUUACAAAGCUCAUCAUUGAGCUUGAUAAAUCAGUAAUAAAUGCAAUUGCUACAAAUGAUGAAUCAGCAAAAAACAAAAGCCUGGUAAAGAUUUGGUGUGUAACUGAAACCAAUGUGACACUGCAGAAUGUCACAAUUCCACCUUCAGAAAACUGCACGUCUCCUGACCUUUGCUGGACCAAAGGAAAUUUGACAUGGACCAUGAAGAAUGUAACUGAAACAGAAUAUAUCAGUAAAUGCUGGCACCUCUUUGCAGACACAACCCUCCCUGAUCUUGCCAUCGGUCUCAUCCUUCUGGCUUUGUCCCUGCUUGUUUUGUGCUCCUGUUUGGUGAUGAUAGUUAAGCUAUUAAACUCUGUGCUUAAAGGACAAGUGGCGAGUGUUAUCAAGAAGACAAUCAACACUGAUUUCCCAUUUCCUUUUACUUGGCUAGCUGGAUACCUGGCUAUGCUUGCAGGGGCUGGUAUGACCUUCGUUGUCCAAAGUAGUUCUGUUUUCACAUCUGCCAUUACACCCCUUGUUGGCAUUGGCGUUAUAAGCAUUGAGCGCUCUUAUCCCCUUACCUUAGGAGCUAACAUUGGCACAACCACAACAGCUAUACUUGCAGCUUUAGCAAGUCCAGGGAGUACAUUAAAAUAUUCAUUACAGAUUGCCUUGUGCCACUUUUUCUUCAAUAUCUCUGGGAUUAUUCUGUUUUACCCGCUACCUGUUACCCGGCUGCCAAUUCGCAUGAGCAAGACCUUGGGAAACAUAACAGCCAAGUACAGAUGGUUUGCUAUAUUUUACCUUCUCGUCUGCUUCUUUCUUUUGCCUUUGUUUGUAUUCGGUCUGUCACUGGCAGGCUGGCCAGUCCUUUUGGGUGUUUGCCUUCCCCUGUUUGCUCUUUUUAUUGCUGUGAUUGUAAUUAAUGUUAUGCAGUCGAAGCGACCACAUUCACUGCCUGAGAAGCUCCAAAAUUGGGAUUUCCUACCCAUCUGGAUGCACUCCCUAGAGCCCUGGGACAAUAUAAUUAUGUCCUCGCUCUCCUUUUGUGGGAAACACUGCUGUGGCUUCUGCAAGUGCUGUAAAGUCAACGCAGAACAGGAGGGUGCCAAAGACAAGCAGCUAAAAACUAUGGAGGUUUACGAAAACACCAUUGCGAUGGCUGAUGAAGAAAGAGGUGGAAGAAGGGCACCAGCCGCAGCUUGUGUUGAAAAAACAGGCACGAACAACACAGCCUUAUAGUAGCGGAUCAACCCAUAUUAGCUGAGAUACAGCAUAGGACAGUCAGGCUCUUGAAAACCACCUUGGACAAUGGACUGAGGGUGAACGUUUUGUUAGGCUCCUGCAGCCAGUGAUAUAUCACUCCUUAAGGAAUGGAGUCAGACAAGCUUGAC